CAGCAGCAGCACUACGACCACAUACAGCAGAAACUACAGAACAUCUGAAGAUGCGCAUAUGUCCUUACGCGGAGAUCAGCACGAGUUAAACAAAAGGAGAAAUGCUGUGAAGUAUUCGAGUAAGAGUAUGGAAGACCCUGGUGCUCUGACAGACUAGUAAAAAGAGAAGAUGGGUGAAGACAACAGGAGCACCUCCAUCGGGACAUGGACUCUCAUACACCCAUCGGGGAGCCCUCUUGACCUCAUGCCCAAUUACGACAUCCCUCUGGAUUAUGAGGUUCCGGUGGACGAGAUCCCAGACACGACCCAGGGACGAGCGUUCUUCGUGGCUACAAUUGUUAUCGCAGUGGUCCUGGUUUGCAUCAUGCUGGUGUGCGGCGUUGGGAAUUGCCUCUUUAUAGCCUCUUUGGCACGUUACAAAAAACUAAGGAAUCUCACCAAUUUACUCAUCGCCAACUUGGCAAUAUCAGACUUCCUGGUGGCGAUCGUGUGCUGUCCCUUUCUGGUGGAUUAUUACGUGGUCAAACGGCUGUCGUGGGAUCAUGGGAUUGUGCUUUGCAUCUCCAUUAACUACCUUAGGACUAUGUCUCUCUACGUGUCCACCAAUGCUCUGCUAGCCAUCGCCGUGGACAGGUACAUGGCCAUCGUUCAUCCCCUGAAGCCCCGUAUGAAAUAUCAAACAGCGUACUGGAUUAUUUUUGGGGUUUGGAUAAUCCCAAUCCUCAUCGCGGUGCCGUCUGCCUACUUCGCUACAGAGCACGAGUAUCCGCACAGCGCACUGGGCCACGACAAAAAGAUCUUCUGCGCCCAGAUCUGGUCUGCAGACCAGCAGCUCAUGUAUCGCUCCUACUUCCUCUUCAUAUUCAUCGUGGAGUUCCUGGGACCCGUGGUCACCAUGUCAAUCUGUUAUGCGCGGAUCUCCAGAGAGCUGUGGUUCAAGAACGUCCCGGGAUUUCCAACGGAGCAGCUGCGGAAGCGGCUACGGCGGCGGCGCAGGACGGUGGUGGCGCUUAUCGCGGUUCUGGUGGCGUAUGUUAUGUGCUGGGCGCCGUAUUAUAGUUUCACGCUGCUGCGCGACUUCUACCCGGCGUUGAUCACACGUGGCCGUAACUCACUGGUCGUUUUCUACAUCAUCGAGUGCAUCGCUAUGAGCAAUGGGGUUAUUAACACACUGUGUUUUGUGAGCGUCAGAAACAAUGCCGCAAAGUGCUUUGGAGCGGUCAAACUCGCUAACUGGCGCUCACUAACGAGAGCUAUUGUCGGAAAGAUGGCGGAAGAUGAUAUUAGGACUUCAUCCAUGCGAGUGACUGAGGAUGUGGAAUGUACACGAAUAAAAUGAAAUGACGAAACGGAGAAAUAAACUAGAAGGUGACACAAGACUUCAGGAGGGUCAAGAAAUGAACUCAGAGAGUCAUGAACACAUUAUUUACAAGAACAAAGAAAUUAAAAAGAUCCUUGGAGGCCAAAAUGACCUCUGCGAGAGGCUCAGGUUGCAUAACUAAAGACCAACAAUGUGGUUCAGCCAAAAGUUGUGGCAUGAAAAAUUAUACUGAUGAGAGACUGAUCUGGUUUAUGAGCAAUAUGACAGCAAGGAAAUAAGAUGUAUAUGCUGCCAGAUUAAUAUAAUUAUGCCAAAUCCACUACAGCAUUAAUUUCCCAACUGAUUAGGAAAUACAUUACAAGACGUCAACAUGCAUUAAUGCAGAUUAAUGAAGAUGUGCUAGAGGUGAUAGACCAGAAAUGAUGCUGCUGGAGAAACCUUGACUUAACAGAUCUGAACAAAAGCGCCAGAUGAAAUAUCCAGGGUCACACUUUAGUUUGAGGACCAUUUGUCAUUUUUAACUAUGACUUUUGCCUCAAUAAACUUAUUAAUUUGCUGCUAAUUAAUAGUAAGAUAGUUGUUAAAAUUAGGUAUGGGAUAGGAUUAAAGGAUUUUUAAGUAGGGUCUUGCAGAAUAAGGCAUUAAUAUGCUUUAUAAAUACUAAUAAACAGCCAGUAUUCUAGUAAUAUACAUGCUAAUAAGCAACUAGUCAAGAGUGAGAAUUGGUCCCUAAACUAAAGUGUUACCAUGUCUGGGUGUUCAAAAAAAGUGGCUGUACCUACAGUACAUUUUUGCAAAAAGUAACAAAAAACAAGCAAAAAAAAACGUACUUACAUGCCGCAGUUUCUGAUUGAAACAGACACUACUGUCAGUGAAACACUAACAACGUCUAUUGUUUUUCACGCAAACCAGAGGCAUAUUACUGAAUAAUAAGGACUUUAGGACCGUUAUGACUGCAAAACACUUUUACCGUAGUGCAUGAUUUGUAAACAAAUACAUUUUGAUGUUUGCAUCACAUAAACUGCUCCAUAUGUAUGGCUUUUCUGAUGUAGUAAACUUGCUCAGUAGCGCACCUGGUACAGCACUGCAUUUGUCAUGCGGCAGGCUCAGGGUGAAAGACAGUAAUAGACGCAAGCUGAAAUGACAGUUGCUUCAGUAAGUGCGUCAUCAUCUCACGUUUGCCUUUGGUAACACUAUCAUUUACGUUUAGGAUAUAAGGUUUAGUGUAGGCGGUACAUUAUUUAUUACUAAGUUUACUAAGCCACUAAGUUCAUUUCAUUUCCAAACUGCCGCAAUUUGAAGAACAGUCCAAGAUUUAUGUUCAUCUGUUUUAGAUAAAACUCCCAGUGAAAAUUCAUUUUAAACGUGUCAUAAAACAAGGACUAGCACAUAAUUUUGCAGAAAUCGUCGCCACAGGUACAUUUUUUUCCAAUAAGCCUGGGUUGCUAAUGUUGGUUACCAUUCAUAUUGUGUAACUUGAC
Messenger RNA from Labeo rohita (rohu), 2802 nucleotides. RefSeq names its product prokineticin receptor 1a (gene prokr1a). Gene Ontology annotation, biological process: neuropeptide signaling pathway. Gene Ontology annotation, molecular function: neuropeptide receptor activity. The record is from RefSeq and is a predicted model, not a curated record. The transcript is spliced from 3 exons. The coding region runs from base 170 to 1339 and encodes 389 amino acids. Lineage: Eukaryota; Metazoa; Chordata; Actinopteri; Cypriniformes; Cyprinidae. Gene Ontology annotation, cellular component: membrane.